This is a messenger RNA of Planococcus citri (citrus mealybug), 1499 nucleotides long. It is a transcript of the gene mRpS35, whose product is annotated as mitochondrial ribosomal protein S35. Gene Ontology annotation, biological process: mitochondrial translation. Lineage: Eukaryota; Metazoa; Arthropoda; Insecta; Hemiptera; Pseudococcidae. The record is from RefSeq and is a predicted model, not a curated record. The coding region runs from base 146 to 1156 and encodes 336 amino acids. The transcript is spliced from 6 exons. Gene Ontology annotation, cellular component: mitochondrial small ribosomal subunit. Gene Ontology annotation, molecular function: structural constituent of ribosome.
UAUUUUUUUGUUAUCACCUACCUACCUGAAAAAAAUGGAAAAUGUGAGACGAGAGUUUUAAUUGUCUUCACAAAUUCACCGGUAUAAUUCAACUGAAAUACUCGAUGUAAUUUGAUAAAUACUGCCGCAAAUAUCUAUAUUAGCCAUGUUGACGCGAUUAGCGGCGGUGCAGCAAACAACGUCUCGGCUACCCGGUGGAUUGUUGAGUAACUUACGGAGAUUCAAUGGCCAAACCGACUUCCAAGAUGACGAGUUUCGAGUCUUUGACGUGCGAAAUCGAAAAAGGAAAGAAAGCGCGACCGAUGCGAAAUACAUCAGACCUCCUAUGCCUCCUGCCAGAGAAUUACGAAUGCCGACCGAUCAAGAUUGGAGCAACGUAUGGCCCGGUCCGAGAACAUUUCACCCGGCUUCGGUUCCUUUGCCGCUGAAGCAGGGAUUCGACCGCAGGCGUAAACGUACCCCUCCUGGCAAGUACGCCAACGCCGAAUUAAUGAAAUUACCCAACUUCUUGCACUUGACGCCUCCGGCCGUUAAGAAGCACUGCAAUGCGUUGCGUAAGUUUUGUACUCCGUGGCCUAGCGCUUUACUGGACGACGAAAAAAUCGAAAAGCAUUUCCCUGUGCGGGUCAUUUCCACCGAUUAUUGUCAUUCGUCACCCAAAAUACGAGAUCCCAAAGCCAGAGUGGUUACGUUUCAAUUCCGAUUGUCGCAUUUAUCCUUGGAUUCGCAUUCUAAAGAUAAAAUUCGACGCUUGCUAGGCGACCGUCACAACGAGGAAACCGACGUCGUCACCUUGGUAGCCGAUCGAUGUCCGCUGCGUAAGCAAAAUUACGAUUACAAUCAGUAUCUGUUGCUGGCGCUGUAUUACGAAUCGUGGAUGACUGAAAAUUGGGAAUCGGAAAAAGUAGAAGAAGACAUGGAAUCGUACGACUGGAAUAGAAGUCGCUCUCGCCAAGCGCUUCUUGCUUACGUGGAAUGGUGUAAGCGUAGAAACGGCGACGGUACCGCUGAUGCUGCCAGCAGCUCCUCGAGUGAGGAUCACGUCAGCCAAGACUUUGACGAGUAUAAAAACGCAGUUGACGACUUAUUCAACAAAGGCGAAACGAUUCAUAAUAUAUUUAAAUAUAAAGAAAGCGUGCUGAAGAUUGUAUUUUGAAAUAAACGGAGAAAAGGACGAAAGAUCCUCGACGACCGAAUAUUCACGCUGCUUCGGAUGGUUCACAAUCUACAUACAAUCGCCUUACGUGACGUAAUUCGAUAUUCGUAAAAACAAUCAAGUGGUCGACUCGAACGAUUAAUGAAUAUCGCCUGUUACGAGCUGGCCUCAUCUGUCACUCAAAAAAGGCUGUUUAGCUCGCGAAUACGUCCUUAAAUAAUAUGUAAUUUCUAUUCGAAAAUAUGUAGUUGAUAGAUCGAUAACUGUAUGCAUUAGUGAUGGUGUUCCUUUGGAAAUAAAUUGACACCUAAAUAAAAAUUUAUUUUACUUUUUGUAAAAGAAA